This is a messenger RNA of Caenorhabditis elegans, 3386 nucleotides long. RefSeq names its product Ligand-Gated ion Channel (gene lgc-45). Gene Ontology annotation, molecular function: transmembrane signaling receptor activity; extracellular ligand-gated monoatomic ion channel activity; monoatomic ion channel activity. Gene Ontology annotation, cellular component: plasma membrane; postsynapse; membrane. The transcript is spliced from 16 exons. NCBI's taxonomy places the organism in Eukaryota, Metazoa, Nematoda, Chromadorea, Rhabditida, Rhabditidae. The record is from RefSeq and is marked reviewed. Gene Ontology annotation, biological process: monoatomic ion transmembrane transport; monoatomic ion transport; excitatory postsynaptic potential. Bases 19 to 3159 code for a protein of 1046 amino acids.
AGAUGCACCCGUCACAAAAUGCCACGUCAUAACCAUUUCAUCCUUCAAUGCCUACUCCUCCUCUGCCUCCUCUUCACCUGCCUCGACUCCAGACGACGUGGCCAAUCUGGCCGAACAUUUGAGGACUCGAAAGCCGAAGAACGCCAUUUCGAUUUCAAAGCGGCUCCUGGCGAGGAAGCUGCGGAGGAAGUCGAGGAGAAGCCCAAGAUUGUGCUCGCGUCGAAAGGGGAUAGUGGGAGUACUGUAGCGACUACGGUAGCUCCGAAGGUAGAAGUGGAAGAGGAGGCAACGACGCAGUCCACUGAAGAUUUAGUGAAAAAGCUGUUGGAAGGAGUCUUCGACCUGGAGAAUCUCACCAAGAUCGUAGAGGAAGAGCACGCAGAAGCCUUAGAUGAAGCCACCAAUCGCACAGUUUUAUGGAUUGACACAAGCUACAAGGCCAUGGACUACAAUCUAUCGACUGAUGACUUUGAGGAGUGUGCCACGUGGCAAAAGUAUUGGAAUUUGACGGCCGAGCUGGAGAAGAAUAAGGACCGGAACCUGUCAAGUUCGGGGAAUGACACCGAAGAUGUAGUUUCAGAAAUUGACGAGCUGAAAGAAACCGAAGAAAAUUUGAAGCAAACAGAGCUAGUGAAUACCAAAAACAGGCUCAAAGCUCUGGGCCUGAAUCCAGAGCUUCUGGUGGCUUACAAGGCCGUUGGCCUAGUCUACCGGGAGAUCUGCGGUAAUCAUGGCCGGACGUUAUGGUAUCGUACUCGGGAAGACGCAAGUCUGAUCGGGGUCGACUCGUUCUCUCCGAUCUGUGAGCCGUUCAAGGAACAACUAAACCCUGACGAGAGCACCCUAUCCCAGCUGGCUCUAAAACUCAAUAUACUCAUCCAAAACGUCACUGAAGGUUUUGAGCCGGCUCUUAGACGUGGUGGAGGUGGUAAUACGACAUCAACAGAGGAUGGUGAAAUUCAAAACUCUACGAUGCUAACUUCCAAAGAGCCCGAAGCGGUGACAUCUGACGAUUCAAUAGUGCUUCUCCCAAGCUCAACCGACAGUUCUAAGGAACAGCUGACUACUUCACAUCCUGCACAUCAUCAUCACCACCACCAUCACCAUCAGCAUCAUCAAACUCCACCAGCUCCCUCCACUGAGACCCCUGAGACCCCCACAACAGCUCAACAAGCAGACUAUGAAAUCAACGACGAUGAGUAUGAUAACAGGGUUUUCUCGUCAGGGCUCCCACCAGAAGAGCCCACUACUACAACGGAGCCAACCACUACCACUACUGAAUCAAUAUCCGAAGUUGAAGUUUAUGACGAUGAUGUUUGGGAUUACAGGGAUAUGGAAAAACGCUUCAAAGUUCGUCACCAGGUAGUUUUCGACGGAAAUGAGAUCGGAGAGGAUGAGCUCGACGGCUCCUUCCCAAGCAUCCACCAAGCUUCCAACCGGAAACGUAGACGCCAUGUUGUCCUCAAAACAAAAAUCCGAAGAAGAAGAAGAAGAAAAAGAGCAGCUGGCUCCGAUGAAGAGGACGAGAAGAAGAGUAGCGAGACUGUGAUUGAUGUGCACCAGGAUAGUGGGGAAAAUGAUGAGGACUGGUUGAAUGUGCGCCAAGUGAUCAAGACCACGGAUGGUGAGACUACUGUAGCAAUCAUUGAGGAGAGGAGCCACUUGUUGGAUGGAAAUUCCACCGAUGUGCGCGCCUGGAUUGAGAUUGAUGCUUCGGAUCUUAUCAACCCGACCCUGCUAAUCUCCUCCCCAGAAGCCGUAGCGGCACUCGGCCUGGAGGUAGAGGCAACAGCGUUUCAAAGAUUUGAGAACGUUGGGUUAUACCUCCCGGGGAUUUGUUCAGAGUAUGUGCCAAAAGCUAUCGAUGAGUUUAACAGUAGUAGUUUUGAAGGAAUUGAGAUCGAAGGCCCGAUUGGUGUGAAUAUAACUGCUCUGGAGCUUGCUGGGGUGAACCUGACGAGCCUUGCCGAUAAGCUUAGGAAUGAUACAGAAGUUGACGAGAUCCUCUCGAGGACCAAUGGAUCUACGAAAAACCUGGGCGGAAGCUUCAUCCUCCCCGUGUUGAACAAAAACCAAUACGACCCAUUCUCGGCGCCGAUCGUCUUUCAAGGUUCCGCAGUUGUCGUGCGAUUCGGCAUCUACAUCGAGUCGAUGAGUAAUUUUCAGACGAGUACUAUGGAUUACGACAUGGACAUCUACCUGAUGAUGUCGUGGCGAGACGCUCGACUGGUCAACCCGUAUGAUAAACCGAUAUUGGUGAAAGAAGAGGAUAUUCUGGAGAAGAUUUGGAGGCCCGAUCCGUUUUUUGCGAAUGCGAAGGAAGCCGAGUUUCAUGAAGUCACUUUUUUGAAUUUUCUGAUGAGAAUCUUCCCGGAUGGGCUAGUUUUAUACGAGACAAGAGUGAAAAUCAAGCCGUCUUGUAAUCUAAUCCUCUGCAAGUAUCCUCAUGACAAGCAGACGUGUGAUUUGCUCAUUAAGUCGUUCGCCUACCCCGUCGAAACUGUCCGAUUCGAGUGGUUCACGCGGCGAAAAGACGCCAUCGACAAAAAUCCGGACGUAAAGCUCCCCGAGCUAUACAUUGAUCGCUAUGAGACCACGACAUGCCCGAAUGAACGAAAAUCUGGCGCAUUUUCUUGUCUUCGAGCAGUUUUCCGUCUGAAACGAGAUGUCGGAUUCCAUAUUGCUCAGACCUACAUCCCGACGAGUCUUGCGCUGAUGUUCUCGUGGGUUGGUGUAUGGCUUCCCGAAGAGUUUAUGGAAGGUCGUAUUGGAGUGGCUAUUACCGUACUUUUGACGCUUUCGACCGAAUCUGCUGGAGCUCGAGAGCAUCUGCCAAGUGUGUCGUAUUUAAAGGCAAUCGACUUAUGGUUCGGUUUUAUCACUGGAUUCGUCUUUUUUACACUGCUUCAGACCCUUUUUGUCAUUGGUUUUGAUAAAAGAGCAAAUCAGCUCAAAAAAUGGGCUGGUCGAAAGACAGCAGACAUCACUGAAGAAAUUCGAGAAGCUCUUCUACAAAAAGCUACACGAUACCAUAAAACUGGACGAUACCUUGAUAAUUUCUGCCGUGUCUUUUACCCAUUAAGCUUCAUUUUAUUCCUUUUGAUGUAUUAUUUCGUGUUCACAGAAGGACGCCAAGAUGAUUGUAUGAAUCGCCGAUGAUCUCACUUUAUUUUUUUAAAUAAAUAAAUAUUGGAAAAAAAUACGAUCGGCCAAAUUUUUCAUAAUUUAUUUUUGAUCUACUUGUUGAGCUUGACUCCGCCCCCGAUCUUGCUGCCGUUGUUAUUUUUUUGUGGCUGUCUUGUCGAAGGAAGGGGCGGAGUCAAGUUCAAUAGGUAGAUCAAAAAUAAAUUAUGAGAAAUUUGUGCGAUCGUAUUUUUUCGAUGAUA